AGCCCCGUCAUCAACGUACACUGCGAGUUCGCAUACAGGGGGGUCGAUCGAUCAAGCGGCAAGAAUGGCGGCGACAGGGAGCGCUCAGAGCCGACGGUUCGCCGCGGCGUGCGGCGUUCUCAGCCGCUGCGUCAAGGCGGCGGAGGCGCGGCCGGUGGUCCUCCCCCUCAUGCCCGGAGCGGAAGUGCCCGCGCAAGACGAGCGCGCGGCCGGUCCUGCGCCGGAGCACUCGCAGAUGACCAUCUUCUACGGCGGGCAGGUGCUGGUGCUGGACGAGGUGCCGGCCGACAGGGCCGCCGAGCUGCUCCGUGUCGCUGCUGUCUCAGGCACACCGCGAGGGAGCUGCGAGGCGGCGGACGGCGACCUGCCCAUGGCGAGGAAGGCGUCGCUGCAGCGGUUCAUGCAGAAGCGCAAGGGAAGGCUCGCCGCGCGCGCCGUCCCCUACAGCCGCCCCGACGGCGGCGCCGUCCCCUACCAUCUCACACUUACGCUCUGAUUCGUGUUCGUGCGUGGUAGAGUAGCCUGAGUAAUUUACGGUCCAUGUAAAUGUGAGGCUGGUGUCGAAGUCCAAAUUUUUGACCCACUCGCCUGUUCCCGUCGCUCCGAAUUAUUAUGAUCAGAAAUUAUUGCUGUUGUUCUUAUGA
Messenger RNA from Triticum dicoccoides, 644 nucleotides. Its product is annotated as protein TIFY 11e-like. The record is from RefSeq and is a predicted model, not a curated record. The coding region runs from base 65 to 496 and encodes 143 amino acids. The transcript has a single exon. NCBI's taxonomy places the organism in Eukaryota, Viridiplantae, Streptophyta, Magnoliopsida, Poales, Poaceae. Gene Ontology annotation, biological process: regulation of defense response; response to wounding; regulation of jasmonic acid mediated signaling pathway. Gene Ontology annotation, cellular component: nucleus.